UCCGCUGAAUGAGAAUCUCGGAACUCAUUUUAAAAUGGCAAUAAUUGUGGUACCCUUUGAUGGAAGCAAAUCAGAUUUCAGAUAUCUUCUUCCUUAGAAUUUAAAACCACACUCACUUGCCAAUUCCGUUGUCUGAUCCUCAAAAAACUGUAGCAUACGUUAUAGAUCUUGCUCCUCAUUCACACUUUCACUUACCUAGCAUAAACUGCCAGCACUGUUAGAAUUUUAUCCUUGUUUCAAAGUUCGGUUUUGUUUAUUUUAUUCUUCACUCUCUUGUUCGUCUUAUGAUUUUGUCUCUCUGCGUUCGGAUACUCCUAUGUGGGUGUCUCUCUCUCUCUCUCUCUCUCUCUCUCUCCCUCUCUCUCUCAGCUAACUAAACCACCCACUUGUCAGAUUUUCCAAAGAUCUUCACUUUCGGUGCGAAGUCGUUAGGGUUUUCCAAUAUUCCAUUCAACCCCAUAAUUUUGUGUGCAUUCGGGGCGAUGAUGGAUUAUAGCCGAGACGGAAACGUUGUUCAGAUAAUCGCCGGCGAGAACUGGUCAUCUUCCGGCGCCGGCGACCAAUUGGUCUGGGCGACGGAAGACGAUUACAGAUUCUGGAACAACAACGGCGGCGACGGCGACGGCGCUCCCUCGAACUCAAACAACAGCUACGAUCAGAGGCAAUCGAAGAAAUCGAGGACCUCGCAGGACGCAACGACGUUGUCUUCUUCGUCCAACAACAAGUCGAAGACUAUUGGGAAGAUGUUCUUCAAGACGAAGCUAUGUUGCAAGUUCCGUGCGGGCACGUGCCCUUACGUCACCAACUGCAACUUCGCCCAUAGCAUCGACGAGCUGCGGCGGCCGCCACCCAAUUGGCAGGAAAUCGUGGCGGCGAACGAGGAGGAACAGCCACCGCCCAUGGAGGAAUUUCAGAUUCCGUCUGUGGGGUUUUCCGCGGAGACGCAGAGGUCGUAUAAGGGUCGACAUUGCAAGAAGUUUUACACUGAGGAAGGGUGCCCCUAUGGGGAUAGUUGCACGUUUCUUCAUGAUGAACAAUCCAAGAAUCGAGAGAGCGUCGCUAUAAGCUUAGGCCCUGGUGGGUAUGGAGGAGGUGGUGGUGGUGGUGGUGCAGUUGGAGGUGGUAGUGGUGGUUCUGCUGUUGGGAGUGGACCCAAUUCCAAGCCUUCGAAUUGGAAGACGAGGAUUUGCAAUAAGUGGGAGAUGACAGGGUAUUGUCCAUUCGGGAGCAAGUGUCAUUUUGCUCAUGGUGCUGCAGAAUUGCACCGAUAUGGAGGUGGGCUAAUGGAGGGAGAAAAUAGAGACACUGCCGCUGCUGACACGAUACAGGGAGGAAUGCCUUCAAAAACUCCUGCUGAUAAUGUGGUUGCAUCAGUUACGCCAGUUGCUCAUUCUGAUGUUUAUCAUAUUGGAGUUCCUUUACAAAGGCCUUCCAUUGUGAUUCAGAGGCCAGGACAGAGAACUCAUCAGAAGUGGAAAGGUCCAGAUAAAAUCAGUAGGAUAUAUGGUGAUUGGAUUGAUGACAUCGAAUAGAGUUGCAAUCCCUGCGUUGGUAAGGGGGAAAUAACUGAUUAGGACUUUUUAUUCUCCCAUGUAUUACCAUGGAACUUAAUAUGUAAUCUUUGGGUGGGAUGUUGUAAUGUAAUGUAUCUAUGUUUCUUACUGGAAGAGAAAGAGAAGAGCCGAUAUUUUUUUUAUUUUUUAAUUUAAGGAUUCCAUUCUCCUUUUUUCUUUCCUCGAAAAAGCUAACUAUCUGAUGAUCUUUAAGGUUGCACUUUGUUUGGUUUAGAGAU
Molecule: messenger RNA, 1792 nt
Organism: Gastrolobium bilobum
Lineage: Eukaryota; Viridiplantae; Streptophyta; Magnoliopsida; Fabales; Fabaceae
Product: zinc finger CCCH domain-containing protein 12-like
Exons: 2
Coding region: 483-1532 (349 amino acids)
Molecular function (GO): metal ion binding; mRNA binding
Source: RefSeq, a predicted model, not a curated record